Messenger RNA from Hordeum vulgare subsp. vulgare (domesticated barley), 1900 nucleotides. RefSeq names its product anthocyanidin 5,3-O-glucosyltransferase-like. Gene Ontology annotation, molecular function: UDP-glycosyltransferase activity. The transcript has a single exon. NCBI's taxonomy places the organism in Eukaryota, Viridiplantae, Streptophyta, Magnoliopsida, Poales, Poaceae. The coding region runs from base 29 to 1462 and encodes 477 amino acids. The record is from RefSeq and is a predicted model, not a curated record.
UCCGCGGACCGCACGGCGCGUGUCCAGCAUGCGUCCGGCCAUGGGAGACACGGUGGUUCUCAACCCCGGCCUCGGCGUGGGCCACCUGGUGCCCAUGGUGGAGCUGGCCAAGCUCUUCCUGCGCGGCGGCCUCGCCGCCACCGUCAUCGUCAACGGCCCGCCGGGCAAGGCCACGGACACCUCGGCCGCCGUCGCGCGCGCCGCGGCGGCCAACCCGUCCGUCCGCUUCCACGUGCUGCCCGCGCCGCCCGACGUCGACGCCGGAGGCACGACCCCGCCGGACGCCGCCGCACAGGCGCCCAACCCCUUCGUCCUCCUGCGCCGCAUGAACGCGCCGCUCCGCGACUACCUCCGCUCGGUGCUGCCCUCGGUGCGCGCCCUCGUGCUCGACAUGUUGUGCUUCUGCGCGGACGCCAUCGACGUCGCCGCCGAGCUCGGCGUGCCGGCCUACGUCUUCUACACCGGCAGCGCCAGCAGCCUCGCUGUCAACCUCUACCUCCCGCGCAUGCAGGCCGAGAUCGGCGACGCCAGCCUCGGCGAGAUCGGCGACGCGCCGCUCUCCUUCCCGGGGAACCGCCCCUUCAAGCCCACCGACCUCCCCGAGCUCGCGCUCGACCGCCACAACGAGGUGUACAAGAGCUUCCUGCACGCGUUCCAGCGGAUGCCGGAGUCCCGGGGCAUCGUCGUCAACACGUUCGAGUGGCUGGAGACCACGGCGCUGCGCGCGAUCAGGGACGGCGCGUGCGUCCCCGACCGCGCCAUGCCGCCCGUCUACUGCGUCGGGCCGAUGGUCUCGGCCGCCGGCGGCGGAGAGAAGAAGCACGAGUGCCUGGCGUGGCUGGACGCGCAGCCGGAGAAGAGCGUCGUGUUCCUCUGCUUCGGGAGCAUGGGCACCUUCCCCGUGAAGCAGCUGGAGGAGAUCGCCGUCGGGCUGGAGCGGUCCGGGCAGAGGUUCCUGUGGGUGGUGCAGAGCCCGCGCACGGACGGCGGGCCGGACCUGCUGGCGGACGCGCCCGUGGAGCCGGACCUCGCCGCGCUGCUGCCGGAGGGGUUCCUGGAGCGCACCGGCGGCCGCGGCUUCGUCGUCAAGUCGUGGGUGCCGCAGGCGAACGUGCUGCGGCACCGUGCGACGGGCGCCUUCGUGACGCACUGCGGGUGGAACUCGACGCUGGAGGCGAUCGUGGCGGGGCUGCCGCUCAUCUGCUGGCCGCUGUACGCGGAGCAGCGGCAGAACAAGGUUUUCGUGGUGGAGGAGAUGGGCGCCGGCGUGGAGAUGGUCGGGUAUGAUGAGGAGGUGGUGGCGGCGGCGGAGGUGGAGGCCAAGGUGCGGUGGGUGAUGGAGUCCAAGGGCGGGGCGGCGCUGCGGGAGCGAGCCAUGGCGGCCAAGGACAAGGCACUCCAGGCGCUGGACGAAGGCGGGGCGUCCCGGACGGCGUUUGCUGAGUUUCUUAGAGAUCUUUAGAGCCUCUUUACAACUUAGAUUAUCCUCAGUGUUACAGUUUUGUCGAAUCAUAUCACAUGAAAUGGGAAAAGAAAACAUAACUUAGAUCAUCGUGGAUGAAGCCCGACAGCAAGAUGACCACGGUCGGAUGGCGAGGUGAUGGUCACCGUCGCGGCGAGGCCGUGGUCGUGUGGGAGGAAGAACUUGACCCCCUUCUCAGUUAUGAUCAUAUAAUUCCAUACAUCUACAGCAAGAUAUACACGCAGAAGUCCAAACUAAAACGAGCAAUGUGCAAGUAACAUCACACAACCCCAUGAAAAAGAAUGCAUGUUAUCCUAUCAUGGCACAACAAACAACACAAGCUUGAAUGUAAUCCAUUCAUGUCCUCAAUCCGGACCCAAUCACUACCAAACCUAAACUUUACAUACAAAGAGAAGAGAAGAAAAGAAAAGAAUCAAA